Molecule: messenger RNA, 2276 nt
Organism: Ornithorhynchus anatinus (platypus)
Lineage: Eukaryota; Metazoa; Chordata; Mammalia; Monotremata; Ornithorhynchidae
Gene: TUFT1
Product: tuftelin 1
Exons: 11
Coding region: 35-1069 (344 amino acids)
Biological process (GO): intracellular signal transduction
Cellular component (GO): I band; intracellular anatomical structure
Source: RefSeq, a predicted model, not a curated record
CGCGGGCUGCGGGGCGCGGGCGGCGGGGCCGGAGAUGAACGGAGCCCACGGCUGGGUCGCCCCGGUGGAUGCGCAGCCCCACAGCGCGCUGUCCGAGUGGUCCAGUGCCAUGGUUUCCGGCCGGCUGGGGGGCGGCCACGCUCUGGCCUCGGAGCGCGUCCAGUCCAACGAUGGACAUGAGGAGAUCAUCAAGGUGUACCUCAAGGGCAAGGUUAGAGAAAAGUUGGUCCACGAGAAGAAUAUCGAUCAGCUGAAGAGCGAGGUCCAGUACAUCCAGGAGCGAAUCCCUCUCCCCCAGGCCAGGAGCUGCCUGCAGAAGCUGCGUGAGGACAUAAGCAGCAAGCUGGAGGAAAGCCCCAGUGAGUGUACACAGGUGGAGGACCUGGGGGAAGACACAGAGACCCUCCGGAUGGCGGCCAGAACGUUACUCGCUCAGCUGGAGGAGGCGGAACGGAGGCAUCAGGCUGACAGGCUGACGUUUGAGGCCACGCUGAGCCGCUACCAGCGGGAGGCAGAGGAAGGCGCGGCGGCGCUGCACAGGGCCCAGGACGGCAGCGAGGGGUGCCACCUGGAGAUCCGCGGGCUCAGGCAGCGCCUGGCGGAGAUGGAGGAGGAGCGGCAGCGCCUCAUGGCAAAAGUGCAGGAGGGCGAGCAGGCCCUGGAAGAGCUGCGUGGCCACAGCGUCCAGAACCGGGCCGAGCUGGAAAGGGCGACCACACUGGAGCAGGAGGUGUCCGGCCUUCGGGAGAAGAUCCACCACCUGGACGACAUGCUGAAGAGCCAGCAGCGCAAAGUCCGCCAGAUGAUCGAGCAGCUCCAGAACUCUAAAGCCGUGAUUCAGACGCGGGACGCCACCAUCCAGGAGCUGAAGGAGAAAGUGGCAUACCUGGAAGCGGAGAACCUGGAGAUGUAUGAGCGGCUGGAGCACCUGAUUGAGAAGCAAGCGGGCACCACCACCGGCUCCUUCAGCAUGCAGACUCGGGCCAAGAUCGGGCACCCGAGCAGCAUCCGAAUAGCCAAGCCCCCCGGCCCGAAGCCCCUCCCCCUGAUUCGCGUGGUGGAGACUUGAGGGCCACCGGGACCCCGACACUAGGAUUACUCAGCGUUGACUCUUGACCUGCGGCUGCCCACCCCCCCGCCCGCCUGCCCCUUCCCGCCCCGCUCUUCUGGACGGACAGUGGGAGGCGAGACCGCCACUCAUCGCCCCAGGGGCCCAGACCCCUCCCUCUCUCCCCCUUUCCCGCCGGGCACCCCGCUGGCCGACGGCAGUGCGGGGAGCGGUCCGGACCCCCCGCGCGCACACGGCCUCGGACCGGUGUCUUCUCCGCUGCCCCCCUCCUCCGGCCUCAGACAAAGCCGGGAUUGAGAUGACGGGGCACCGCCGACCGGGCUUACUUUGCUGCUACGUUAUCCUGGGGAGGGGGCUCGAGGGGAGGGCCGGCCCCGACUCCAAGAUGAUGCGCCCACCCCUCCUUCCGGCCAGAGAUCCGAAGUUCAGCUGUCCCCUAACAGAUCGUGAUUCUGGGGGUGGGGACCCCAGUCUGGUUUCUGAGGGUCCUUUCCCUCCCCCGACCCCCCCACACCCUUACCCCUGACUUUUCCCCCACUGCCCCAGCCCGGACCACCCACCACCCCGCGCGUCCUCCCCCUCCAUCCCUGACUGUCCCCCAGUGACCCAGCAUGGACCACCCUUAUUCGGAUGACGGCUGGGGGCGGUGGGUGGGCGUGGGAAGGGCAGAUACAGCAGCCUGAAUCCAAAGACCCACGAGUCCUGGCCUUGGACAUUGGCCCGUGGGUGUUAUCUGUCCAUCUGCAAGUCUGUGUGGAUUCCGUGUGUGUGCGAGUGUGUCUGCGUGUAUAUGUAGCUAAGGGUGGGUGUGGGGGUCCCACCCCCAAACCUCUUUUGGGGUUACCGUGCCUUCACACCUCCCCGUGCCCCCUCAACAACUGGAAACCUCUAGAUUGUAAGCUCAUUAUGGGCAGGACACGUGUCUACCGUAUCUGUUGUAUUCUUCCAAGCGUUUAGUACAGCGCUCUGCACCCAAUAAGUGCUCAAUAAAUACCAAUCACCUUGGCACCCUCGCCUUGUGACCACCAGGAGGCACCCUCACGGACUGCUGCCGGGGAUCGGGGCAGCUCAGUGCAGUGGGAGGGAUUUAAGUUGGACUGAAAGAGCCAGACCCCAUGAGGUGGGGCCAGGGCGGUAGGGGUUGUCAGAAUCAUUCCUAAAUCCUGGAAACUGGAGAAAGGGUAAAGAUAAACUGUUCGAAUGUGUC